Messenger RNA from Bemisia tabaci, 1428 nucleotides. RefSeq names its product YKT6 v-SNARE homolog (gene Ykt6). The record is from RefSeq and is a predicted model, not a curated record. Gene Ontology annotation, cellular component: Golgi apparatus. Gene Ontology annotation, molecular function: SNAP receptor activity. Lineage: Eukaryota; Metazoa; Arthropoda; Insecta; Hemiptera; Aleyrodidae. Gene Ontology annotation, biological process: endoplasmic reticulum to Golgi vesicle-mediated transport.
GUUAUCACUAGUUGACAUUUUUGUUGACAUUCCAUUUUCAGUUGUUAUCAUCAAUGUUUGUAGAGUGAUGUGGCCAAUAUAUUGUCAAAUCUUUUGCAUUUUGUCAGACAGACUAAAUUGACCUUUUUUUGCUGAAAACACAGCUGCGGACUUUAGCUUUUAUGCUCUCAAUAAUUUAGGAUUCUUAAGUGUGCUGAAACUGUGAUAAUGGUGAAAUUAUAUGCGAUCAACAUUUUGUACAAAGGCCCGAAUGCAGGACGUUGGUUGAAGUCUGCCUACGAACUAGGGACUUUUUCAUACUUCCAGCGAGGAAGUGUGCAAGAGUUCAUGGCCUUUGUUAGUAAAACCAUGGUUGAGAGGACAAUGUCAUGUGCCAGGCAGUCAGUCAAGGAAGGAGAAUAUAUGUGUCAUGUUUACGUACGUGCUGACAAUUUGGCUGGUGUUGUCGUCUCAGAUCAUGACUAUCCUCAUCGAGUAUCACAUACUCUACUCUCUAAGGUUCUAGAUGACUUUGCAGCAAAAAUCUCUCCGACAAUAUGGCCAACUGCCACAGAGUCAGCAAUAGAUUUUCCACAGCUGAAGGCCUAUCUAGCAAAGUAUCAAAAUCCUAGAGAGGCAGAUGCAUUGACGAAAAUGCAGGAAGAUCUUGAUGAAACCACCAUUAUUCUGCACAACACAAUAGAAGCUGUACUGGAAAGAGGUGAAAAACUCGAUGAUCUCGUAGCCAAAUCUGAAAAUUUAAGCAUCCAGUCCAAAGCCUUCUACAAAACAGCCCGAAAAACGAACUCCUGCUGCAGUCUUACAUCUUAAAUUUUAGUUAUUCUCCCAACGCUUUCUUUUGUGUGUUGAAAUCAUGCCGGGUGUCCGAUGUUCUCUCGAAACAAGAUCCUGUUAUUAUCUGAGCUUUCAUUGUUUAUUUCUUGCUGUUAUUUUAAGCUCCUAUCUGAGGGAUCACAUUGUCCUAUGAAUGAUUUGAAGGAGGAAAGUCAAAAAAAUAUCUCAAUUUGUUGGAUGAGUUUUCCCAUUUGGUGUCUUGUCACACAAAUGGCUCAGACAUAGUGGACUUUUCAUUGCGUUACUAGUGUUGAUCCAUUAAUCUCUCGUGACAAAGGGGCAAACCAAUUUGAAGAAGGGUCAUACUGUAACAUCACGCCAUUUUUUAAGGAAUUUUAAAAGAAACGUUCGGACGGAAAACACAAGAUAUUUUCUCAUGGUCAUUUUUAUGUUAUAAAAGGAGCAAUGUCAGAGGACUUGCUGAUUAAGCUACUUUAAUUUAUAAUGGAUUAAGUCGUGUAUUUGUUUUUGAGGAAUGAGCAAUGCAUUGACAAGGUUAACUCAUCUGAUUCCAUUUAGUUUUUUCUAAAAUAACUUGAAGUAUCUCAACACAUCAAGUAGAUUGUUGAGCUUCGGGGGAAAAAAUAAGCUUCC